UCUUUUUCCGGCAAAAGCCACCGCCGACGACGACGACUGAAGUUUGCUCUGAUUGCCUAAAUUGAUCGAAUCGGUUACCCUAGAAGAGGAAGUUGACUUCUUGAUUGUUUGAUGAUGGGUAUCACUUCUUCUGACGAUUCUGUAACAUUUUCUUCAGCUUGUGCUGCUGUGAGUGUUGGUGAGAAGAGAAAGAGGGAAGAACAUGGUGCAUGUAGCAAUCCUGGAAAUGGUGGUGUUGUACAUAACAAUAGAAGAGGGUCAGAUGCAGGCAGGGGAGAAGAAUCGGCACAACCAAAAUUAUCUGACUGUGGUGCUGGUCCAAAGUUUAACGACUUUGAUAAGCUGCGGGAAGAAGUGAACUUUGCCGUUGGUCAGACCUGGUCACUUUAUGAUGCAAAGGAUGGGAUGCCUAGAUUGUAUGCUCAGAUCAGAAAAGUUUCAGCUCCUUCAUUCGGGCUUAGGAUCACAUAUCUUGAGCCAGAUCCAGAUGAUGAGAAAGAGAUCCAAUGGUUUGAAGAAGACUUGCCUGUUUCUGUUGGUAAGUUCAGGCUUGGACAAAACCAGAACACCAAAGAUCGUUCCAGAUUCUCUCAUGUAAUCCAUUGCAGUGAAGGAAGCACCUCUGGUCAUUUCACUGUUUUCCCAAGAAAAGGCGAGACUUGGGCUCUGUUCAAGGACUGGGACAUUAAAUGGUCUUCAGAGCCAGAUUCUCACCGCAGCUAUGAGUAUGACCUUGUUGUGGUUUUACCAGAUUACGCUGAUGGAGCUGGUGUAUCAGUUGCGUUCUUGCAUAAAGCAAAAGGGUUUUCAAGUGUGUUCUUUCGGAUGGGAACCGGUGAUGCAGACAUAUCUCAGAUUCUGCCUCACAAUUUGUACCGCUUCUCCCAUAGGGUUCCUUCCUUCAAACUGACUGGAACUGAAGGACAAGGUGUGCCAAAAGACGCUUACGAGCUGGACCAAGCUGUAUUACCUGAAACAAUCAAAGAUAUAAUCGUCCCUUCACAUCUAUUAGGGAAGUCAAUACCAGAAGCUCUCUGCUUUCGUAGUGGGGGAAAGGUUUUUCAAACUGGCCAGAUCUGGUCAUAUUACAACAAAUAUUAUUGGGACUUUCCUCUGUACUAUGGUAGGAUUCAGAAGAUCACUUCAACUCAGGCAUUCGAGCAGGCAGCAGUAUUUAAACUACACGUAGCUCGGUUAAAGGCUGCUCCGUUCCCUGAGAAUGUUCCGUCGGAGUUAAAGAGAAUGCCUGUUGGUUGUGGAACUUUCUCGGUGAAGAAAGGUAUAGAGAUACUCAGUCCAAAAGAUGUUUCACAUCAGAUAGUGCCUGAAAUCUCCAUGGAUGGAAAGGAAUAUACCAUUCUUCCCAAGAUUGGCGAUGUUUGGGCCAUAUACACACGGUCUAAUAGCAUUGAUGCUGAGGACUUGGGAAAGAUGGUACGAUUAUGACAUUGUGGAAGUUCUUGAUGACGCCUUGGUCUAUAAGGUCUUAGCGUUGGAGCCGGCAUUGUUUGUUAAUGAAAAUGAAGAUAAAACAAAAUUCUUGCGUAGGCAACAUGAUUGGGACAAGAAGCCAGAAGUGACAUUUAGAAUCCCCAAGUCAAAAAGGCUAAGAUUCUCGCAUCAGAUUCCUGUUUCCCGAGUAACCAAGGAGAUAGACGGAGAAUUGAAAGAACUAUUUGAAGUACUUUACUCUGAUGCAUUACCUUCAAUGGCAAAGGGGAAGUGAGGGAAAGGAUUAGUUUUUGGUAGCUUUGUUGGUGCAUUUUGAUGCAAGUAUGUUUUUAUUUAUCUAUAUGAUGUCAAGAAAUAGAUAAAUAGUUUUUGGUAGCUUUGGUCUGGAAUUGUCUCUCACUAAAUGUCUUACAUGUGCAAGUUUGUUGCAGCAAUGUGUUGUUGUCGACUUUAUCUAUCUGUUUUUUUUUUCUUUUCAGACUUGAGUUGAUCUCUCUCUCUGCUGAUCACAUAUUUCGACCUUGUUGAAUUUUCAAUUUUC
This is a messenger RNA of Camelina sativa (false flax), 1993 nucleotides long. The record is from RefSeq and is a predicted model, not a curated record. NCBI's taxonomy places the organism in Eukaryota, Viridiplantae, Streptophyta, Magnoliopsida, Brassicales, Brassicaceae.